Molecule: messenger RNA, 2843 nt
Organism: Anneissia japonica
Lineage: Eukaryota; Metazoa; Echinodermata; Crinoidea; Comatulida; Comatulidae
Product: E3 ubiquitin-protein ligase TRIM71-like
Exons: 2
Coding region: 110-2572 (820 amino acids)
Molecular function (GO): zinc ion binding; protein binding
Source: RefSeq, a predicted model, not a curated record
AUCCAGAACUACACAAUACUUACUCGCUACAUAAACCACAACCACUAGGGGAUUUUCCUAUGAAGAGAUUCCAGAUAGAAUCCUAAGAUUGUGUAGAUUAACAACAGAGAUGGAUGGAAUAGAAGAACAUGAGAUUACGCACUGCAGCCAAUGUCAGCAGAAAUAUGACCACAAUGAUCACACAGCUAAGUAUAUGGCAUGCUUCCAUUCCAUCUGCAAGAGCUGUGUUCAAAAGACAGUAACUGAAAAGAGUACCUACAAAUGUCCUAUGGAUGACUGUGGCAUGGAACAAGUGGUGCCGGUGUCAGGCAUUGAUGGUCUGCCAGACAAUAAACUACCACAGAUUAUAACUGACAUCAAUAAUGUCACCAGAGGUAUGUCAAAAUGUCAGAAAUGUGAUAAUGAUCACAGGGCAAAGGUCUGGUGUAAAGACUGCUCAGUAUUUCUCUGUAAGGACUGCUGUGGAGAGCAUGAUGAAAACAAAGAUGAACAUGAAGUUAUCUCUUGUGAUAAUCUUGUCUUGAAAUUUAAAAAUGGUGAAAGUAAUAUGCUGAUGAGCAACCAUGUGUGUCCAACUCAUAAAGAGAAGAUAGAGUCCUUUUGUACAAAGGAUUCAUGCCAGAAAGCAGUCUGCAAAUCUUGUGUUAAGGACCAUUCUUCCACUAAUGGACACACUGUGAUUGACUUGUCAAAGGCAGCAGAAAAAUGUCGUAAAGAGUUGCAAUGUAGUAUACGUGACAUGAAGGUUAUUAGUAGACAGUGGACAUACUUAGAACAGAACAAGGCAAAAGAAAUGGAACAGAUUGAGACAACAACAAAAAUGGUCCACGGUACCAUAGAGGAUUUCUUUCAAAGCUGUUAUGACAUAAUCAAAGAAAGAGAGCAAACAGUCAUGGAACAAGCUAACAAGUACGCCAAAGAAAUGAAGGAAUAUGUAGAAUUCCAAAAUAAAAAGGCUUCUGCUUUAAAGGAAAGAUUUAAACAAAUGGAAAGUGUGGCUAGUAUGGCUAUAAAGUAUAAUGAUGAUAAAGAUAUAGCUGAAAUAAAAAACAGCAUGGUUGGGACAAUGAAAGAAUUGAGUGUUCCUCCAGCAAGCAAACAAGUUAUAGGUCCACAAAUGAUGAGUUUCAGCAAGGCAGAGUAUGCUAAGGAUAGACUUAUAGGUUGUAUAAGUGGUAUUGGACAGCUAGAGUUCAAUUCUGCAAUACCAUACUUAAGUUACUGUGAUGACACUAUAGCAUUCUUAGACCUUGAAUGUACAGUAAAUAUACACAUGAUGAAUUACAGAGGUUUAAAAUGUAAUCAUGGAGGAAUGAACAUUAAUGUUAUUCUGAAAGCUCCAAAAACAUCUACCGAUGAGCCUUACCAUCUUUACGACAUGAAAAACGGUUCAUAUCAAGUAAAGUUUGAGCCUAAAGUUGCAGGAGUAUAUGUUGCCCAUGUGAUGCUUGAUGGAGUACACAUCAAAAACAGUCCUCUAAGUAUUCCAAUAUGUAAACUUAAAACCACAGUACAUCCUCAAGUCUAUCAGAAACCAUCCAAAGUCUCACUAACAGCCAUUGAUUUAUCCAGAAAAGCAAGACCUAUGCCUGCCAAGCUACCAAUACAGGCCGAGUUAGACUGUCCCAGCGGGGGAACCAUUCGAUGUGACGUAGUACAAGAGAGUGACAAAAUAUACAAUAUCAGGUACAUUCCAACUGAAAUAGGAGAACAUAAGUUGUAUAUUGGCAUGAAUAAAACAGUGGUGAAUGGUAGUCCCAUCUCACUUACUGUCAGACAGUACUUGGCAGUGGGCCGAACUGACAUUGAGGUCAAUAAACUAGUUAGACCAUCAGCCCUUGCUAUUGAUAGCAAUGACAACAUUUAUGUGGCAGACACAUCAAUCAACAAACGCAUUCAAAAGUACAACAUGACACACACAUGUAUUGGGUCAAUUUUGGUAGAUGCUGAUGGCGCUUCAAGUCUUGUUAUCGAUCAUGAUGAUAACAUCAUCAUCUUGUUUAGAGACAGUAAGCAUAUCAAAAUCCUAGACACAAAAGGAAAAAUACUGAAGAAUUUCACCCUUCAUACACUGAAAAAGCCAAUUGGUUUGGAUGUAGAUACCAAUGGACGUAUAUAUGUAACUGACAGUGUGGACCAUAUGCUAUUUAUAUUGGACUACAAUGGAAAAAUACUCCAAGAGUUUGGUGGAAGAGGGAAGGAACCUGGCAAAUUUGAUACUCCUGUAGAUGUCUGCUUGUAUAAUGACACAAUAUUCAUUUCUGAUCGUUAUAACAACCGUGUCCAACAGCUAAAUGAGGAGGGAGAAUGUAUAAAGAUAUUUGGGUGUUGUGAUGACAGCUUUGAUAUGCCUGCUGCUAUCACCAUCACAUCUGAAGGUCACCUAGCGGUUUUUGAUGCUGAACAGACAAUAACAGUGCUCUUGGAGGUUGAUAGCAAAGAGGUGGUGAAACUCGUCCCAUGUUAUGGUGACUUGGGCCAAUUCCAAUGGGAAAGCAUUGUAGCUACUGAUGAUGGAAUGUUGCUAAAAGUCUGCCCUUCACAAAACUGUUUUAGAGUUUACAAAAUUUAAUUAGUCAAAAAUAUUAGAAUUUGAAGAAAAAAAAAAUUUCUUAAUUUUGUAUAUAUUUUAAUAGGUUAAUGCUUUCAACAUUCGAAAGGAAUAAUGUUAUCAGCCAUUACUGAAAAUUUAAAUAACACAACUUCUACAGUUCUUGAGUAUGCAAUUAAAGUUUUUAAAAUUUCUAACAGCAAAUUUUUAAAUUUUCGUAGCGGAAUAUUUGUGAAUAAAAAAAAAUGAUUAAAAAAAUUUUUUUUUAUUGAAUAUUGGUCAAUUAUGUGAG